CGACGCCGAUUUCGGGCUUUUUAUGGCUGCGAAGAAAUUCUAGCCGCGUAGAAAUUGGCCGCACACGGAGGUAACUGUCGUCGAGCCAGCAGUGAGUGCGGCCGACGCUAGGGGUGCUCGGUUUCGAAUCGCGAUUUCCUGCGGGUCACAGCCGGCCUCUUCCCCUGUCAAGUGACGUAGUCCUCCCUCAGCCGCCCGACCUAUGCAACACUACUGAUAGCCGAGCAGCAGCCGCCGCGAUGCUCAUCAAGGAAUUUCGCGUCGUUCUUCCCAUUACCGUGGAAGAGUACCAGGUGGGCCAGCUGUACUCGGUGGCUGAGGCGAGCAAGAACGAGACGGGCGGCGGCGAGGGCAUCGAGGUGAUCAAGAAUGAACCCUUCGAGGGCAAGGACCUGCUCGGCGGCAAGUACACCAAGGGCCAGUACACCUACAAGAUCUACCACCUGGAGAGCAAAGUGCCCUCGUUCAUCCGCAUGCUGAUGCCGAAGGGGUCCCUCGUGGUCCACGAGGAGGCCUGGAACGCCUACCCCUACUGCCGCACCGUGCUCACCAACCCGGACUACAUGGCCAACAACUUCACAAUCUGCAUCGAGACCAUGCACGCGCCCGACAACGGAAGCCAGGAGAAUGUUCAUGAGCUACCCCCUGAGAAACUCAAGAUUCGCGAGGUGGACAUCAUCGACAUUGCCAGUGACCCUGUGAUGCCGCGGGAUGGACGCAGGCGGCAUGCCGGUUGCGGCGCAGGAGAGGAUUUCAAAGAGGACGAGGACCCGUCGACCUUUGUGUCCAAGAAGACUGGUCGGGGCCCACUGAAGGGGGACUGGAUGAAGACCUGCAAGCCGGUGAUGUGUGCAUACAAGCUUGUCACAGCCGAAUUCAAGUGGUUUGGCCUGCAGAGCCGCAUCGAGGCCUACAUUCAGAAAACUGAGCGAAGGAUCUUCCUCAACUUCCACCGGCAGGUCUUCUGCUGGAUUGACAGGUGGCAUGGUAUGACCAUGGCUGAUAUCCGCAAGCUGGAAGAGCAGACCAAAAAGGAAUUGGAUGAUCAACGCAACAAGGGCACAGUUCGAGGCACCAAGGGUGAAGAGUGAAAAAGCCGCCUGCCACUGCUGGUUCAUCCUUUUGAGUCACUGUUGUUGUUGUUGUUUGCGCGUUGAGGACCUCUAGCUAAGACAGAUGAGACUAAGCGAGCGAAAUGAAAGAAAAAAAAAAUUUGGGUGCCCGCCGUGGCUCGCAAGGACGCCCCGGGCCCCCUCAGCCAGACACAUUCCUUUGCCGCCAUCGAGGCGGCGGCGGUGGGCGGGGGCCUGCUGUCGUCUCCUGCUCCAAUAAAAAAAAAAACAAGAGACAAGCUGCCCUCCUCCUGUCCUGCGGCGUGUGUGUGUGCAGCUUCUCCCAUCUAGUCCCUCUAGCAGCAGUGCCUGCCGGUCAGCUCGCAUCAGACGGUAGGGGGAAACACGUUUGCCAGGACUGGCAGUGUUGCCCCGACGCACGUGGCAGCGUGUCGAGCGGUUGUGAUCCAGCCUGUCUGGUGGGCAGCUUGUACAGAGUGCUCUCGUUUAGCAGUGCUGUGUUCCGUCUGUGAGGCUCGCGGUACCCUUAGGCAGAGAGUUUCUUACAACCACUACGAGAGGGAAAAGUGGCUGUUGGAUGCAUGGGAAUGCCAGGUAGUUGAGGUUGGCAUGUUUCUUGGAGAGCCUAGACAAGUGUCUGGCAGCAGGUCUUUCAUCUGCCAGUGUUUUAGUCUGCACUGAAACAUGUAAAAUGCUUUUUGCUACGUUAAGAAUUUGUUAUUAAAUCGCAUUUCCCCUAGUGUGUAUAGUUUUAAUCGAAUGCGAGCAAUAUCACUGGUAGGGUAAAAAAUUUGAGGCAAUGACGAGAAAGGAAUGCGCUUAUUCAUUGUGCACCACACCAGUCACUUGCUCAGUUCUGUUUUAGUUCAGUUCUUAUAAGUAACCAACAUAACAUAUUAUGGGAGAGCAAAGGCUGUACAAGAAAGCUUUUUUUUUUUUUUUUUGUGGCAUUCAUGUUUUGGGCCAGGCUACUUUCAAGGCAAGCUGUAACCAUUAUUUCCCUGCAUUUCGAUGAUGUUGCAUUACCCUGCAAGGAGCUUGCAUAAAUAAUGGCACCACGUUUCUCUCUAUGUAACGUUGUAAGAAACUCUGUCCGUAAGCGUGAUGCAGGAUUGCCUACAACCCACGUCGUGUAGUCUUCAUAGCUAGACAAAACAAGCUUUCUAGUACAGAACAAUGCAUAUUGUAAACAUAAGAAAACCGUGCCCCUGAAGCAGAGAAAUAGAUGGUACAGACACAGACACUCUUUGGGCUGUCCUACUCUGCAUAGGUCAAGAGUAAAUUGUCUUUUAUGUGUACAGAAGUGCAAGGACUUCUGUAGUGAUGUGUGCUGUUUUUUUUAUUGAUGCCUUCCCGGUGAUGUUCUGCCAAUUGGUUGCUUUCAUUCCAGUGCUAUCAGUGAUACUACUUCAGUGGUGCCCACUCCUGCUUAAAUAAAGAAAAGCUAUCAAAGGCCUUAAGGUAUUAUCAUGGAGGACAAAUAACAUGCGAAUGGGAAUGUGUGAAGUAGAACACCUCUCUCAAAUAAAAACUUAGGAAUACAAUUGUUUUGCUACUUAUUUGGUCACUGUAGUUGGUGUAAACUCCGAAACUUGGUGUACAAGCUGAAAUCGUGUUGUCAUCACAGGAAGUGAGGAAAGUGGGAAGAAAAAAAAAUUGUGUUUACCCUAACUUGCUGUCGUUUCAUCUGACCAUGAUAGUACACUUGGCACCAAAAGUUUGCUGAUCCUGAAAUGGGAGAAAAUAAUUCUCCGAGCAGUUUGUGGCCAUAUCGAGUAAAACCAUACAACACUGUUUGCAUAUAUUGUAGUGCAGACUGAAAACUAGAAUAUCCGGCUACAUGUCAGGCUGUGGAAGUAUCCAUUUUUUAAAAUCUUGCAGUCCAUAAACUUUUGGCACUGGCUGUACAUGACCUGCAUUUCCUGAACUAGUUUGCAAGAUGCCACACUGCAUUGUUUGCUUCACUGAUAGAAUUGGCAUGUGUGGUUUCUGUAUUGCCACAAGUUCCCAGCGAAUAUUAAGCUUCAUAGGCACUGUUCAAGAUUCUCCUUGUACUUCCAUGAAAUGUGGCACAGCACAACACUGCGUACAUCCCACUGCCUUGGGUCAUGUGAAGGAGUGUGUAAUCUUGUGUUGUUGAGCAGAAGUAAACAAUGUGGACAGGACAGACGCUCUGUCCUGCCCACGUCGUCUCCUUCUGCCGUUAUUCUGCUCAACGACACAUGAUGCACGGACAGUCAACGAGUGUAUUAUUGUUUCAUGGUAACACCGGAAAAAAAUAUAUGCCACUAAUGUCUGUAUGAACCUGCAAGUGCAGUGCUUCAUUCAGCUUGGGAACUUGGGGUAGCACACAUAUUUGCCCGUCUUAACCUUGGCUUGAGUGGUCUUAUGGCUUCUAAAUUAAACCUAAUUUGUCGCAGAUUUCUUGUAUGGCAAUGAUUAGCUCCAUUAGCCUCUCAUUUCUACCAUUGUACUGCUUUCAGAACAUUGGAAAUAAAAACGGUUUAAGGCGUUGAGAAUUGCCUACAGGGUAAGCGCCACUGUCCAUGUCAUCCAGAUAUGUCAGUAUGCAAACUAAAAUUUGUAUAGACUUACAUUUACAUGCUGAAAAUUGCAUUAUAAAAUAUAUUGGUUGUGAAUAUAAAGCGCUUAACUGCUCUCAAGCAGUGUGCAGGUAAUGCGUAGCACAGGUGCCAGGAAAAAAUACUUUUGUCAGUAAAGCAACACCGAAUCUUGGGGAAAAUCCGUGCACUGCCCAUUGCUCUGUUAGUGGUUGAACUGCUGAAGUGCCAGGUUGCCCUCUGGUAAUCAUUGUAUAAAACAUUGUAGUGAUGUUAGAAGAGGCAUAUUCAGUUGUGUUGAGAUGCAGCCACUUUUUGUGUAUUUGGGAUUGCCGUGCAGAAGCAAUCAAAUGAGACGAGGGGUCCUCAAUUUCUCCCUUAUUACUUCGAUGAUAUUCUCAACUGACGGGCAUGGUCAGAAAACAUUGCAGAAUGUCUGUGGAGAUAAUGAUAAAGUUGGGAAAGUUUCAUGUGAUGCAGUGGGUCAGGAUUCGUACUGGGAAAGAAUCGGGGCGAAGCUUCCGAGGUAUGCUUGUGUGUGUGGCAGUUCUUUCAAAUGUGCAUGCUACGAAAGAGUCUUUCCCUCAUUAAAGGCUUUGUCUUCAGGCCUGCUUCUUGCCACCACUUUUACUUGCUGCAGGUAGAUAACUUUACAGCUGUUAGUCCUCACAUUGCCAUUUAAUACUGCUACAGGAGCAAUUGGGCUUUAACUUUUUCUCGGGCUUAGUUGAGCAGCAGUGUGUUCCCUGAAUAUAGACGUCAAAUUAAUGUACAACAGGCUGUCGCUAUGUUUGCAACUGUCACAGUUCUUGAAGGCCAACUGCAACGAAAUUUUGCUGCUUAAAUUGGGUAUAAAUUAUUAUUAUGCACUAUUGAAGCAAUUUUGGCAAAGCUGGUAAUAACAUUUUUUUAACAGCCUUUAAAUAGCACCUGAGCAAACAUGCAUCUGGUGGCGAGUGGGUACAACACAAAUCCCAGAGCAUGGCCUCAGAGAUUUUCGGCAUGCUGCUGGUGCCACCCAAUCUUAGGGGUCAUGCUGAGGAGCCAUGCUGGUUCUCAUUAUUCUGGAUUCUGCAUAAUUUCCAGAGAGGUGAUAGCUGCAUUUUUUCCAUUUCACUAUUAAAAAAUGCCUAUUUGUGCAAGCUUUUUGCAAUACAUCCACUUGUGCUUGAAAUGUAAAAUUUUGCAUGGAGGCUGCUCUUUAUCUACACUAUAUAAGGCUAGGCUGUUUAUGCGGUUCAUUUCAUUGCUGUUGGCUUUUAAGGCUUCAGCUGAUACCGUUGUCGUGCAGAAAAGUUGCAUAUCUAGCUACUCGAGCCUUGGAUGUAAAAUCUGGUCAGCCAAGUGCAGGGCUGUAUUUUAUUGCUGGCUUUGGUGCUAGUGUUGCAUAGGGUAUUCCAAGCCUGCAGGUGUUGACUGUAUGAAAUGGGAAUGCGAAAGUGCCAUUUGGCUUUGCCGUGGCAAGUAAUGUGUGAAAAGAGAUCUGCCAAAUUCCAUGUGAUGUAACUGGCAAGUGGUUUUGAAGUGCCAUAAGGAAUAACUGCCAUUGCUUGGACUAGUAAGACUUCCGAGGUCUGCGCUUCUCCCGCAAGAGUAGAAAGCAUCUUGCAGUGUCAAAAUGGAACCUCUGGCUAUAUUUCCAACUUGUGUUUCGUUAUUUCGCGUCUGCAUCAAAAUUGCACUGGCACGAACAAUACAAUGGUCUCAAUGUUAUGCCUAGGUGACAUUGGUGAUGUUUGAAAGGACUUAAUUCGUUAGCUUGCUGAUACUUUGGAAAGCUGAUAUUCCUUAAUGGGGCCUCUCUCUGCCUUCCAUUUAUUGCCGAUGUUAGCCCAAUAUUAUAAAACCACCCAUACAAUGUUUUAUUGAUUGUGGAUGCAAGCCAAGAACACAACUGAAGGUGUGGCUCCCUUCAAGCUGUUCACAAUUCCACAGAAUCAUCCAUAUUGAUUACCGCACUGUAUGUGUGAAUAUUAUUUUUGCUGUGGCUGUUUGUUUUGUGGUUCCAUGACAUUCAGUCAGUGAUGUCUGUGACAUGCACUGUUAUUAGUAUUUCAAAUAGAGUGAUAUGCUGUUAGGAUCUUAACUGCCUUAUAGUGUGUUGGAGGAAUAGAUCGGGAAAACAAUCCACAAAACACAGCCCUUGGUGUCUUGUAGCAAGGUUCACUGCCCACCAGACAGGCCAGGCGCCUGAAGAGGAGGAUCACGUGCACUGGGGCAUAUCCCACGAGUCUGCUGAAGCAUGCCAGCAGGCAAAGAAGAAAAAAAAAAAAAAAACUGUGCGUCCUUGGAUGUUUCAUUUCUAGAGAGGAGUCUGUGUUUCUGCUUUAUUUUUGUUGGUGUGGGGAGGAGGCUUUUCCUCAACAUGCAACGAAUGACGCAGUAAAAAAAUAGCCAUGACCCA
Messenger RNA from Dermacentor silvarum, 6038 nucleotides. RefSeq names its product phosphatidylinositol transfer protein beta isoform (gene vib). The record is from RefSeq and is a predicted model, not a curated record. Gene Ontology annotation, cellular component: cytoplasm. Gene Ontology annotation, molecular function: phosphatidylinositol binding; phosphatidylcholine intramembrane carrier activity; phosphatidylcholine binding. NCBI's taxonomy places the organism in Eukaryota, Metazoa, Arthropoda, Arachnida, Ixodida, Ixodidae. Gene Ontology annotation, biological process: phospholipid transport. The transcript is spliced from 8 exons. The coding region runs from base 240 to 1091 and encodes 283 amino acids.